Naegleria lovaniensis is the source of this 942-nucleotide messenger RNA. RefSeq lists its product as uncharacterized. Lineage: Eukaryota; Heterolobosea; Eutetramitea; Acrasida; Naegleriidae. The record is from RefSeq and is a predicted model, not a curated record. Bases 1 to 942 code for a protein of 313 amino acids. The transcript has a single exon.
AUGUCCAACAAUCCUCAACCACCCUUCCAACCUCCUACUGGCGGCUACGGUUAUUUGAAUCAGCCUGGUCCGUUCUUGUAUCACCAUCACCAAGCAGGACAAGGUCAUGUUGCACAACAACAACAACAUCCCUAUGUGAUCUACCCACAAAUGGUUCAAGGACAAAUACCUCCAGUCUAUAUUCUUGGAGGGGGUGCUUCCGGUGUACAACCUCAAGUCGUGGCCACUCAACCUGUUCAGAUGGAUCAAGAGCCUUCAUUGGAGGAACGUUUGGCUACCACUACUGAACAACCAACAACCAAUGCAUGUCAAUCUUGUCCAUUCUCUAGAUUGAGAUCUCAAUCGUGUAGAACCAGCAAGGUUUGCCAAUUCGUCAAGGCAAACAAGGAGUUCACUGCUCAAAUUGUUGUCUUCACCAUCAUUGCUAUCAUGACUAUUAUUACAUUAAUUACUUUUCCAUCUGUUGCACUAUUCUUGCUUCCAAAGGUUAUUUUGGGUGCUUUGGCCCUUGUAUCCAUCCACAAGAAGAAAGUUAUGGCUCUCAACUUCUUUAACGGUGCUUUGAUUAUUGAUUUCUUGUAUUUAUUUAUUGCUUUCAUGGUUGUUGCAUCUAGCUUUAGCCAUUCCAGAAGCUAUGGUUAUCAUUUUGCUGUUUCUAUUCCAUGGCAUGCAACUAUUCAUAUUUUGGAGCUUGUAAUGAUUGUUUUGUCCAUCUGGCUCUCAAGAAAGGUUUAUAGACAGACUCAUUCCACUCAAGUUCCAGCCCAAGAGCAAGUAGUGCCAGUUCAUGUUGCCUCCAAUGAACAACCACAACAACAGCAAUCUGCCUAUGCUCGUCUCCAAGAUGAACAAGAGAGCACUCCACAACAGCAAGCACAAAACGAGGAAGUUAUUCAAAGAUACUAUCCAAGUUUGAACAACAAUACUAACAAUAACCUUUAA